GCCGCAGCGGCGCUGACAGAAAUCCACCGAGCCGGGUACUGCUCCUUCUACGGCGAGUGCGGGCGGAACCCCGAGAUCAACGUGAGCCUGCUGUGGUCGCCGGUGCCCUGCCUCUCCAACACACCGGCCCGGCUGCUCAAAAACGCCACCCUCAGCAAGCUGAAGGAGGUGUGCCCCCAGCUGUACAUGGGCGAGAACGCCACGUACGCCUGCUGCUCCUACACCCAGCUGGUGGCCCUGCAGCUCAGCCUGGCCAUCUCCCAGGCCGUCUUGACCCGCUGCCCCGCCUGCUCCGAGAACUUCGCCAACGUCUACUGCCAGAACAUCUGCAGCCCCAACCAGAGCCUCUUCACCAACGUCACCCGCUUCUUCAACCGCACCACCAUCCUGGGCAGGCAGGUGGGCGUGCUGGAGUACCAGUGCUUCUACAACCAGAGCUUCGCUGACCAGUCCUACGACUCCUGCAAGGGCGUCCGGAUCCCCGCCUCUGGUGGCUACGCCAUCUCUGCCAUGUGCGGCAAGUACGGUGCCACCCUGUGCACCAGCCAGCGCUGGCUGGACUUCCAGGGGGACAGCAGCAAUGGGCUGGCCCCGCUGGAUAUCGACUUCCAGCUGGUGCCCGCUAAUGGUGUCAUCGGGGAGGGCAUCGUGCCGCUCAACAGCAAGACUUGGAGCUGCGGCGAGGCCGUCAGUGCCGACGGGGAGCCGUGCUCCUGCCUGGACUGUGCCGAAUCCUGCCCACAGAUCCCCGCCCCCACGCCCCAGCCCCCGCCCUUCAAGGUGGGCAGCCUAGACGGGGUCUUGUUUGUGUGCUGCCUGCUCUUCUGCCUGCUGACCGUGCUCUUCGGGGCCUUCCUGGUGUGGCGCUGCGUCUCCAGAUCCAGGCAGGCCAGCGGCGAGGGGCAGCAGCGCCAGAGGGACCGGCUGACACGCUCGGAGAAGCUCAGCCAGGCCACCCACCACGUCCUGGGGGAGAUGUUCAGGAGAUGGGGCACCAUGGUGGCUUCCCACCCAGUCUCGGUCAUCUUGGUCUCAGCCGUGGUGGUGGUGGGGCUCUCCUGCGGGAUGGUCUUUAUCCAGCUCACCACCGACCCCGUGGAACUCUGGUCCUCGCCCGACAGCCAGGCCCGGCAGGAGAAGGACUUCUAUGACCAGAACUUCGGGCCCUUCUUCAGGACCAACCAGGUGAUCCUCACAGCCAAGGGCCGCCCCAGCUACACCUACGACUCCCUCCUCCUAGGCAGGAAGAACUUCAGUGGGAUCCUCUCCAUGGCUGUCCUGCUGGACCUGCUGGAGCUGCAGACGCGGCUGCAGGAGAUCGAGGUCUGGUCGGAGAAGGACGGCAGGAACGUGACGCUCAAGGACGUCUGCUACGCCCCCCUGAACCCCAACAAUGCCAGCGCCACCGACUGCUUCGUCAACAGCCUGGCACAGUACUUCCAGAACAACCGCACCCGCCUGGAGAUGACGGCCAGCCAGACGCAGGGGAGCCAGACGGGCAUGGUGGACUGGAAAGACCACUUCCUCUACUGCGUCAACUCGCCUCUCUCCUUCAAGGACAUCACCAACCUGCAGCUGAGCUGCAUGGCUGACUAUGGCGCGCCCGUCUUCCCCUUCCUGGCCGUGGGUGGCUACACAGGUGAAGAUUAUUCGGAGGCCCAGGCACUGAUCCUCACCUUCUCGCUGAACAACUACCUGCGCAGUGACCCGCGCUACGCCUGGGUGCUGCUGUGGGAGCAGCGCUUCCUGCAGGUGGUGGGGGAAUUCCAGCGGGCCCACGCCCACACCUACACCAUCGCCUACAUGGCCGAGCGCUCCCUGGAGGACGAGAUUAACCGCACAACGGCCGAGGACAUCCCCAUCUUCGCCAUCAGCUACCUGGUGAUCUUCCUCUACAUCGCGCUGGCCCUGGGCGAGUACUCCAGCUGCAGGCGCAUCCUGGUGGACUCCAAGGUGACGCUGGGCCUGGGCGGGAUCCUGAUGGUGCUGGGCGCCGUGUUCUCCUCCAUGGGCUUCUACGCCUACGUGGGGCUGCCCUCCUCCCUCGUCAUCAUCGAGGUGGUUCCCUUCCUUGUGCUGGCUGUGGGCGCUGACAACAUCUUCAUCUUCGUGCUGGAAUACCAG
Terrapene triunguis (Three-toed box turtle) is the source of this 2124-nucleotide messenger RNA. It is a transcript of the gene NPC1L1, whose product is annotated as NPC1 like intracellular cholesterol transporter 1. Gene Ontology annotation, cellular component: membrane. The transcript is spliced from 5 exons. Lineage: Eukaryota; Metazoa; Chordata; Testudines; Emydidae. The record is from RefSeq and is a predicted model, not a curated record. The annotation marks the transcript as partial.